Closterium sp. NIES-67 is the source of this 1765-nucleotide messenger RNA. The record is from the annotation of a GenBank genome assembly. Lineage: Eukaryota; Viridiplantae; Streptophyta; Zygnematophyceae; Desmidiales; Closteriaceae.
AGAUGAGGAGAGCUAGAGUUUGGGUUCAAGGCAGAGGCAGUUGAACUAGAUUGAGCUGCUUCUGCCGCUCGUUUCGCUUCUGGCAAACCACGCUUCGGGCAGAUGGAAAACAUGGAAUAGCUGGGGGGAAAUCUCGCGAACCAAUGGCGAUGAAAAGGUGUCCUCAUCACUUCGUGGCAGAAUCACAAGGUUAUCACCUGGACUUCACACCCCAUAUUGUCAUGGAAUAGACAGUGCUAGACUAGACUGAUUUCGUAGAACCGUAGCUCUUCACGCCUCGUAGCGUCGUACCGCACCAUAUUGCCCACUUCAAACAUCGCAGCACUAUUUCUCCCGCUUCGUAUCGUCGUUAGUAGUGGCUUGGAUUGACAGAUCUUAGUUCCGUGGCGUAUCUUACAUUCUCAUUCAUAGCUAAUAUUGGUCGCGACUCAGAGAUGAAUUUCAUGACUUAUGCUACUCGCGACUCUGAUUUCUAUUCCGGCGUAUGGAGGCCUAAAAUCUCAGUACGGUACCUAAGGUCUCAGUACGGUACCUAAAAUCUAUGUCCUCAGGCCAUAGUUAGCAGCAGUAGCAUGCUAGCUCGCAGCUCGUAGAUUGUACGCCUCACUCCGAAAUGCUUGCUUGCCAUGCGUUAGCCCUAUCGUUGCCUCAACCCGAAAUGCUUUUCAGUGCCCUAUAUCGCAGCCCGGCAUCGAGCUCUAAUCUCGUCGUAGCCCUAAUUUCGGCGCAGGCCUGAACCAAUCGCAGCGACAAUAUCGAGCUGACGAGCGGAGACGAGGCGCUGACUCGCAGACCUACUUGGUGACCUGCGGUGGGUCUGCUACCGCUUGACCGGUCUAUUGCGAGGGAAGGGACGGAUCGCGGUAGGUAAGAGAGGGCGGGGGAGUGAGUAGUGGGGAGGGGAAGGGAGGGAUGAAGCGUGGGGAAGAGACGAAGGGAGAACAGAAGUGGGAGGGUGCGAGGGGGAGGGACUGUUUUCUGCAAGAGCAUGACUGCGAGCCUAGGCCUUAUCCUCUUUUUUCACCCCCGUUCCCGUUCCUCUUCCCCUUCCCCCUUCGUUCACCCCAUCAUCCCCCCGUUCACUCACUGCCCAUCCCCUCUGCCGUUCACCCCUCAUCCCCCCCUUCACUCACCUCUCAUCCCCCCUCCGUUCACCCCUCAUCCCCCCUUUUCCCCCCUUGCACCCUUCAUCCCCGUGUUGCUCACCCCCCUUUUCCCCCCUUGCACCCUUCAUCCCCGUGUUGCUCACCCCCCUUUUCCCCCCUUGCACCCUUCAACCCCGUGUUGCUCACCUCCCUUUUCCCCCCUUGCACCCUUCAUCCCCGCGUUGCUCACCCCCCUUUUCCCCCUUGCAUCCUUCAUCCCCCGUCCCCCCUCUCUUCUUCCCCUCGUCACGAGGCCCUGGACUAUACAUGCAUGCACUCAGUGCGUUUGGGCUGGUUCGAACAUUGCGCCUCUUCCUCCCAGCCCCUCUCCACCUCCCGGGACCGUUGCUCUCUAUGCUAUGCUCUCUGCAGUAACCUCACCCAUCCCAUGUCAUAGCCCAGGGACUACGCUCAUGCAUCAUGGUCUGGCUUUAGGCCCUUGUGGCGGUAGUUGUCGCAUAUGCUGGAUACAUGUGUCAGUCAGAGCCCUAACAUGAGCCAACAGGAUGGGCUGAGUUCUUGCACAUUAUUUCUGCGCAUUCAAGGAAAGUCGUAGUUCUAACCAAGAUCAUUGUUGUGUAUUGGUAUACAUAGUCCAUGUUUGAUGCAACACCACACCU